AUGGUCCAAGCCAAUAUUGAUUCAAUUUUGGCUGUUGACCCAGAAAAACUUUCUUCACAGGAGAAGGAUGACUUGUAUGAAAGUAUUAUAUGGUUAAAUGUUGAACCGAAUAUACCUAAUGAUAAAUUGGAACCAUUAUUUUUGUUGACAAAAGAAGUCAUGAAGUAUAAAGGAGAGCAGGUAGAAAAUUUGCUGGCAGAUUUAGAUAUUUUGGCCUCUAAUCCAGGUGGAGGGAAUGAACAACUACAAGCAGAACUAUCAAAAGCUAACAAGCAAAUUGAAACACUUAAUGAAGAAAUUGAAAACAAAGAAAAAGAAAUGGAAAAUGAAAGACUUCAUGUUGAAAAAUUACAGUCAGAUAUUGUAGAGCUCCAAAAAGAGAAAGCUGACUUGCGUAAAGAGAUAAUUUUUAUGCAAACCGAGAGCCAUAAUGGAUUAGCAUCAAGCAUUCAAGAUGAAAGCUCAGAUGAUACUUCUCAGCUAAAAGAAAUGAUCCAGCACAAAAAUAAACAUAUUUUGCAACUUCUUUCAGAUAUUCAGGUUAUGGAAAAAGAAAAUGAAAUAAUUAACACAAAGCUGAAUUCUAUUCGCCAAGAAUUGUCAGAUGCAACAACAAAUCUUACAAAAUUUUCUGGAGAAAAUAUUUCUUUAAGGCAAGCCAACUAUGAAUUUCAGGAAAAAUUGGCGACUCUAGAAGAAAGAAACAUUGGUUUGACAUCCCAGGUAGCUGAGCUGGUUGAGGAAAGGAAUAAGCGUGAAAGCCAUCUUGACAUUUUAAUUGAUGCGCUUGAAGAAAGAGUAGCUAAAUGGCAGGAAAUUCUAGCUCAAAAGGAUGAAGAAGUGACAGAACUUCGUGCUAAACUGAAUGAAACUGUAGAGUCUCCUGGGCCUAAAGGAACAAUGGCUUUCGCCGCUAAUUAUAUUGAAUUGUCAAAAACAAUUGAAGAACAAGAAGAUAUCAUUAAGAAACUUCAUGAACAGCUAAAACAGGCAGCAGAAGAUAUGACCAAAAGUUCAGUCCAGGCACAAGAAUUAAAGCAAACCGCAGAAGAUAAAAGCGGUAGUGAUGAGGAAUUAAUGAAAUAUGAGGAAUUAAAGGAAGAAUUAGACAAAGCUCGUAAUCAAAUUCAUUUCCUUCAAGAAAAAGUGAAUGAUGCUGAACAAGACGCACAAUUCAGAGCUGAGGAAAUGACUGAACUUAUAAUACAAUUAAGAGAAUAUGAAGAAGGUGUUUAUGGACUUGCAGAAGCAAGGAAUCAAGUGAAAGAUCUUAAAAAACAAUUGAAAAUAAGAGACAGCCAGAUUCUUAAAUUAGUUGAACAAAUAAAUUUGUUAUCACUCCAGGCAGGAGAAGAAGCAACAAUUGAUGUUGAAAAUUAUGAGAAGUAUUUUGAAGAGGAAGAUAAUAAAAGUAAUAUUGAUAUACAGACUCAAUUGAGUGCUGUUCAACAGACAGCUAUAAAUCUUAGCGUGCAGAAUUUCGAAUUACGAGCAAAAGUGGCAAAGCUUAGUGAAGAAUUAAAAACAAAGGAAGAUGGAAAAAACAAAGAACAGGAUUUAUCAGACAAAAAAGAGCUUGAAGACAAAUUAAGGCUGGCAAUAGAAGAAAAUGAAUCUCUUCGUAAAGGUUUACAUGAAAUUUUAGAGAGUAUACAAAAACAAGAUGGUAAAACCAGAGUUGUAAUCGAGUCGGAAUGUUUAGAGUCACUUUUGGAUGCUUUGGAUGCAAGGCAUGUUUCUGGCUGGUACCAUCCUGCUAUGAGGCUCCAAGCGGUUAUUAACAAGCUACAAGGAAACAAUGAUGCACUUAGGUCUGAGCUUAGAGAAUCUAGGUUUAGGGAGAGCUAUUUCCAAGCUGAGCUUCAGAGUGCUAUGAUGCAACUUGGAGAGCUACAGGAUAAAUUAAAAUUGUCUGAAAUCCCAAUAACUCCAGUACCAGCUCCUAGGACGCAGAUUGACAAAUCAGAUAUAGUAAGUACAAAGGAAACCAUCGUAGGUGAAGAUAUUUUAAAUGAUGAAAAAGAGCAAGUUAUUCCUGCAAGUGAAAAGCCUCCAUCAGCUGGUGUCGAAUGCAACCAAGCACUCAAAGUUGUAGUAGACACAACAGAUGAUGUAAAUUUAUCAUCUCAUGAUUCCAAAAGUUCUAAUUUUGUGGAGAAGGGUUUACAGACUGAAAGCUUAGACAUUAUUGAAUCUGCAGUACAGACUGAACUAACAGCUAGUGAUUUGACUUUAGAGCAAAAAGGAGGUAUAGAACUAAUUACAGAAAAGUUUCAACAAAAUAAGGAUACAAAUAAAACUGAAAAUUCUGAAGCAUUGACUAUCAAUGAUCAAGCAAAGAAUGGAAUAAAAGUUUUAGACUUGAUUGACAAGUUUAAUAACAAAGAGCAGGUACCUUCGGCUACAGUUGAAGAAAAUAAAAAAGUACCACUUGUAGCUGUAACUGAUCAAAAGAUAAUAAUGGAUUCGAAACCUAGCAACGGUGACAUCUCAUCAAAAAUGAAACUUGAAGAAAUGGAAACUGAUCUCAAAAAGAAAUGUGAAGAAUUACGUUUGGAAUUUGAAAACAUCAAAAAGAUAAAUGAAACUGCCUUGCUAGAACUGCAUAAAAAUAAAGAACUAUUAUUCGGUGAGGUGAAAGCAGCCAUGAUAAAAGUAAAUGAAGAGGUAAAAUCACUAAAGCAAGUAGCCGAAAAACCUCAGCCGGUAAUAAAUGAGUUUACCUUAGGUGCAUUCAAAGAACAGGAGGCAAAACUCCUUAGUUAUGGAAUCGAGCUAGGAGAUCUCAGAAGAGCUCUUUCUGAAAAGGACAGCUAUAUAGCAUCAUUAGAAUCUAAAGUAAAAUCUUUAAAUUUGAAAAUUGAAGAGGCUGGUGCUCAGAAACGUGAAUUGGAUGAUUUGAGAGCAAAAGCACUAAAAGAAACUAUCUCCAGUUUACAACAGAUCAUUAACAAAAAGGAAGUAACUAUAGAAAGGUAUAAAGCUAUGCUACAAGAAAGUAAUACAGAAUAUGGUCAGCUGUUAGAAAAGUUUCACAGUUUAGAAAGAAGUAAAGAAAAAAAUUCAACUCCCAGGGAACCAUUGGCUGAAUCCAAAUCAGUGUCCAUUCUAAUGGAAAAAUGGAUAGAACGAGUCCAUGGUUUGGAUAAAGAAAUAAAUAAUCUCACCCAUAGGCUCAUUGAAUCUACCAACCAUUUGGAAGCAAGUAAAAAAGAAAUUGAAUACUGGAAAAAUCUUGUUACAAGUAAUCAAAAAGAAAUUACAAAAGAUGAAGAACUUCUAAAAAAACAAGAAGAACUUGAAGAAUUAAGGACCAGCCUGAAAGAAUUAAAAGAAGAAGCAGAAGUAGGUUUUCAAGAAAAAAUAAAAAAAGAGAAUUCUAAAUUCAGAAAAAAGGAGGAAGAGUUAAACAAUCUUAUAAAAACACUGGAAAAUGAAAAUUCUAGAAUAAAACAUCAACUUAAUAUUAGGUCAGCUAAAACAUCAACUAGAUCUUCAAAAAAAGAGACUGUUCUAUUGGAAAAAAUAAAAACACUGGAAGAUGAAUUAGAAAAAGCCAAAUCACGGGAAAAAAACCAAUUACAGAUGAGAAGGGACAAGUGUGCUGAUGAAGUGGCUAAAUGGGAGGAGAAAAAGAAGUUACAGUCAAUGAAUGAAAAAUACAAACAAGAGUUGAAAGACAAAGGGUCCCAAAUAGAACUGUUUGAGGGGCAGAUUUCCAGGCUCAAGGUAAUAAUUGCUAGAAUGGAAAGGGAAAGAAUUUCUCUACAAAGGAGGCUUAAAACCAGUGAAGAUUUGCUUUCAAAAUAUAUGUCAGCAGAAGAAAAAGCACAUGAUUUCGAUGAUAAAUCAUUUAUCACUGAUUCAAGAGCUGAAACUCCUCCAGUUCCUGAACAUUCACCAAGAUCACAUUUAGAGUCAUUGAACAGUGAUCUUCAUGACCCAAAAAUAAAAAUGCAGAGCAGAAGAGAUUUAGUUAGAGCAGUAACAGCACUUAAGAAAGUUAUCAGUAAAUUGAGAUCUCAACAUUCUAAUUAUUAUCAUAAGGAUUACGUGGAAAGGCUACAAAAUGAACUUCAGAAGACAGAAAAUAACUAUAUGGAUGCAGUGGAAAGAGCAUUAUCAUUAGAAGAACAGCUUCGGGAAUCUGAAGCAAAACAUCUAGGCCAGACUUUUAUUGUUGGAGGCCAAGAUGAUAGGACUGAAAUAAUCUUUCUCAAAGAGCAAUUAGCACAGAAAUGUGAACUAUUGAGUAAAGUAAAAAUACUUCUUCAAAGAGCCAUUUUGAGAGAAAAACAAUUAAUUCAACAGGUAACAUUUCUGGAAAAGCUAGUGCCACCUGAAAAACUGGUGCAUUUUCAUGAAGAAGCAAGGGAGAUAUGA
Nezara viridula (southern green stink bug) is the source of this 4383-nucleotide messenger RNA. The record is from the annotation of a GenBank genome assembly. Lineage: Eukaryota; Metazoa; Arthropoda; Insecta; Hemiptera; Pentatomidae.